Molecule: messenger RNA, 2277 nt
Organism: Besnoitia besnoiti
Lineage: Eukaryota; Apicomplexa; Conoidasida; Eucoccidiorida; Sarcocystidae
Exons: 11
Coding region: 1-2277 (758 amino acids)
Source: RefSeq, a predicted model, not a curated record
AUGCCCUUGAGCUGUUUUAUUUUGAAUUCUUCAGGUUUCUACUCCUCAAUUUUCCCGCGGCCUUCGCGUCAUGAGGCGCUUCGAACUCAGUGGGGCCUGCUGUCGAACAGAGAGCGACUUCUAUCUCCGGAGAAGAUGUUUCUGGUUUCCGACGGCGCGGCGGCCGCGAAGAAGAAGAAAAAACCUUCUUCCGCCGCCUGCUCGCCUUUCUCUCUCGCAACCUCGAGAUGCUCCCUCACGGCGGGGCUCCUGGAGCCCAUGACGGCGGCGUUCGCGCGCACGCUGCAGGCUCAUCCCUUCAAUCAGAAGGUCGUCAUCCUUCUUGCGCUGGGCAAUAUUGAGGCGGACGCGGCGAGUCUCUCCCCCGCGGCCGCCGCGCCGCUUCCUCAAGCCCAAAGAGAGUCACAGCACGGAAGACAAGAGGCCUCUCAGUCUUCCGGUCCGUUCUCCUCUCCUGAGUCUCCAGCUCGUUCUGCACCGGCUGCAUCGUCCGCUUUCUCCUCUUCGCCUUCGUCCGCGGCUGGUGCAGAGAAUGCAUCACUUGAGCACAGCCUUGUUGACCUGAUUCAGCGCCACAGCAUUGGUUUUUUCUUCGAGGGCGUGUCGCUCGCUGCGUUCCUCUCCCUCCCUCUGCAACGCCUUCUCUUCGCUGAGCAUGAUGCCUGCCUCCUCUCCUGGACUGGCUCCUCGUCUCUCCACUCUCUUUCUCUCUCUUCUCCUUCCUCUUCUUCUCGCUCGUCCGCUUCCGCCUAUUCUUUGCUCGCUGCUUCCUCACCGCGCGAGCCGCAGGGUGAAGCAACAGACUGCCAUUUUUCGGCCGAGGCUUUCGUUUCAGACGUGGCGACGGGCGGCAACGCUGCGGCGAUCACGCCUCAGGAGGGAGGCACUCUGCUCUUGCGCGUCGAUGGAUUUCUGUACCAGGUUCUGGGCAUCGAUACCGUAGCUGGUGUCUCCCACGCCAUGAAGAAAGCACUGCCACCGACGACGCGUUUCCUGCGCGUGCCUCUAGCCCACCCCGCCGUGUUGCGUCACCAGACUUCGCUGCAGAGUGUGUCGCCGGCGGGCGCUUCUUUCGCUCCUGCGAAAGCGACGAGCGGCUGCGCAGAGGGGAAGCGAGCGCCCUCGAAGCUCUUUCAGAGUCUGCAGCGGUGCCUCGGUGUACGACUCGCGCCCGUCUCGUUCCUCGCCGCACUGAAGACGUCUCCAGCCUCCUCGGCCGAGUCUCCGCUCGCGCGCCUGCGGGCGCUGCGCUCCGAGUUGGAGGUCCUGUUGUUUGCUGGCAGCGGGGCGGGCUCCGCCACGCCUACGGGACUGACAGUCCAGCGACGCGCGUACAGGUCUUGUGCUUUUUCGAAAAACUGCGAAGGCGACAGCGAGCGCGAGAGCGCACUCUUCAUGGAGCUCGACGCGGGCGCGGCGGGCGCGGCGGGCGGAGCCGCGGCACCUGCAGAGAAGGAAACAGUUUGGCUGCCCGCGUGGAGUGUGCUGUUGCCGCGCGUGCUGCAGAGCGCCGACACGCACUCCGCGUGCGAAGAUGACGGCGCGAAGAGAGAGAGGAGGGCGUCGCGGCCGCCGCGCGGGUCCGCGGUCGAGGCGUCUGUUGACGUCUCGAUGGGAGAGGAAGGUGACGAAGAGGAAGAAGACGAAGAGGAGAGAGCGGAAGCGCUGCCUUUUCCUCGAUUGAAGCCGGGGUUCGAACGCGCGGCGCUCAGGCUGGCGGCGAGCGAGUUCGCAGGCGCCGUUGGAGGCGAGCGGACGACGCGCGGGCUUGACAACCAGUCCCAGAGGCAGAGAAGCGAAUGCGCGAGAGAGGUCCUCGCCGAUGAAAUUCUUCAGGUGCUGGGGAGCUACGGACUGGGCCUGCCGCUGAGCAGAGACCGAGCGGAGGCGCAUGCAGCGGAGGAGGAAAGCACCUCACCUCGCUUUGACUGGCUGAAGCCUUCUGGGCUCUCCGAAUCUCCCGUUUCUGUGUUGACGAUCGAGGGCGGUCUGGUGCACUCUGCCGCGGUCGCGGCCGUCGUGGAGCGUCUCUCUGAGCUGCUCCGCCUCAAAGAGCGGGCUGAGAAAGACGCAGGCGCCCCUCUCUGGUUUGCCGUCUCUGUAUUCGGCGUUCCUGACGCGCCGACGCUCUUCGGCGGAAACCCACACGGCGCGGUGGAUCUGAGCGGCGACAGCAGUUGCCACUUUGUCGGCUUCUUCGAACCCGAGCUGGGCGGCGCAAAGGGCAUGAGCCUGCGCACAGUCAGCCCCGUAGAUGCCUCAGUCUCGCUUCCUUGA